AUGUCCUGCAACAUUUUGGCUGAAGGCACUGCCGCGAUAGCUGUGAUUCCAGAUCUCCCGACUCCCUUUUCUGACCCCAUGUGCCAGGAAUGUGCAGACUUUCCAGAAGAGGUGAUGGACUUUCACUUGUGUGAGCACAACACCUUUUUGGAAUACCUCCCAGCAAAGAAGAAGACAGAGAUCCGGAAGUGUGCAAGUGCCCCAGAGCUUUCAAUGAAAGCUUGCAGCAUUGGUACUUCGACAGUCUUUGCAGCAGAUGCAUCCAACAUUCCACCAGGUUUUGUGCAUGGUUCUUACUGUAAAGAUGCCUCUGACUGGAGCAGUCACGAACGCAGCGUGGAGCGCUUAAGUACUUGCAGUAGCCUUCACUCGAGCCUCGAGCGGGAGCUUAUCUCCGGAAGUGAAGCAGGUGAAGGUGGCGCGACAUGGUCGGUGGGAUCUUCUUUACAUGUGCACGGCCUUUGCAAGCCUUGUGCAUGGUUUUGGCGGCCGGGCAGCUGCUUCAGAGGAAGCGAGUGCCAACAUUGUCAUCUUUGCUCCCCAGGUGCUUUGCAGAACAAGAAGUAUCACAACCGCCAACUGGCCAAGGCUUAUCGUCGUGCCUCUAAGGCUCACUCCAAGGACUUUGCCGUCUUCCCCUGCCUCUCCUGA
Molecule: messenger RNA, 651 nt
Organism: Durusdinium trenchii
Lineage: Eukaryota; Dinophyceae; Suessiales; Symbiodiniaceae
Source: the annotation of a GenBank genome assembly